Molecule: messenger RNA, 1185 nt
Organism: Pistacia vera
Lineage: Eukaryota; Viridiplantae; Streptophyta; Magnoliopsida; Sapindales; Anacardiaceae
Product: probable carboxylesterase 18
Exons: 8
Coding region: 1-1185 (394 amino acids)
Molecular function (GO): hydrolase activity
Source: RefSeq, a predicted model, not a curated record
AUGGGGAAUCUUAAAUUGCUUUGCACAAUCUAUUAUCUUUUUCUCCGGCCAAAGUGGUUUCCGCAUCCUUUGUCCCGUGUCAAGCAAUCAGCUGGAUAUCGACUAUACUGGGGAACAAAAGUUGACGUGGUAGGAUUUUGCUUCCUUUAUCUCGCAUCCAAUUAUGAACCUCCAGAAUCACUUGUAAAAAGGCUUGAUGCUGAUACAGAGCCUAUUUAUAUUGGAUUCGGUAGCCUUCCUGUUCAAGAGCCAGAGAAAAUGACCCAAGUAAUUGUGGAAGCACUGGAAAUAACUGGACAGAGUGGUAUCAUUAACAAAGGCUGGGUGGCCUUGGCAACUGUUCAUCACGGUGGUGCAGGAAUAACUGCUGCCGGUCUUAAAGCAGCGGUGAAGAAGCGUGCAGUUGAACUCGCAAAGUCCAUGGAGAAAGAAGAUGGAGUAAUUGGAGCAGUUAAAGCAUUUUUUAAGCAUUAUCCUUGUCCGAAGGCUCAGACUAAGCCUGAGACCAGGGGCUUCCUUGACAGUUCAAAAACCGUCGUCAGAAAACUCCCCGCCGUUAUCAUUUCUGUCAACUACCGUCUGGCUCCGGAGCAUCGUUGUCCCUCUCAAUAUGAAAAUGGCUUUGAUUUGCUCAACUUUAUCGACACAAAUUUAAAUUCCAUUGAAAGCUUGCCUUCCUACGCUGAUUUUAAUCACUGUUUCAAUGCUGGAGACAGCGCAGGAAGCAACAUAGCUCAUCACGUAGCUCUCAGAGCUGUUCAGAACAAUUUAACCAGAGUAAAAAUCAUUGGAGUUUUAGCUAUUCAGCCAUAUUUUGGUGGGGAGGAAAGGACUCCAUCAGAAAUAACGCAUGAGGGAGCUCCACUAAUAUCAAUAGAGAGGACUGAUUGGACGUGGAAGGCGUUUUUGCCAGAAAGGUCGGACCGGGACCAUGGGGCAGCGAACGUUUUCGGGCCGAAGGGGCAUGAUAUUUCCGGAGUGAAUUUUCCGGCGACGAUUGUUUUUGUUGGAGGUUUUGAUCCAUCGAAAAAUUGGCAAACGGGGUACUUUCAAGGGCUGACGGAUCGUGGAAAAGAAGCUGAGUUGGUCGAGUUUGAUAAUGCUUGUCACUGUUUCUAUCUUUUUCCUAAGCUGCCUGAGUUUGACCAAUUCGUUGACAGGGUUAGGCAGUUCAUAAAUGGAUGA